AUGGCCAUUAUUGAUGGUUUUCUGUUUUGUUGCUUCAUGGUGUCCAUUUGGUUCUUUUGCACUUCCCUUCUCAAGUCCCUAAAGAAUCACACAAGUUCUGGAACCAAACUUCGACGCCCACCAAGCCCUCCAGCUUUACCAAUCAUCGGCCACCUCCAUUUACUAGGCUCGGUUUUGGGUACUUCCUUGCAUAGGCUAGCUCAACGCUAUGGUCCAUUUAUUCAGCUUCGUUUGGGUGCAUCAACAUGCUAUGUUGUUUCUGAUGCUGAAAUUGCCAAAGAGGUCUUGAAAACCAAUGAGAUGAAUUUUGUUUCCCGCCUGCAAUUCGAUACCACGGAUUGCAACAUAUAUGAGGGAUCUGGUUUUAUCACUGCCCCCUAUAACGCAUAUUGGCGGUUCAUGAAGAAGCUAUGCAUGACCAGACUUCUCAAUACUACACAGAUUAAUCAGCUUGUGCAUAUCAGGGAGGAUGAGAUGAAAAAACUUGCCCAGUCUUUGGUUAAUAUUUCCAAAGAAGGAGAGCUUUGCGAUUUAAGGCAGGCAAUAAUGACUAUGACAAAUAAUGUGAUUUGCAGAAUGUCUAUGAGCACAAGAUGUUUGGGAGACGGUGCUAAUAACGAAGCCAGGGAGAUUAAGGAUUUGGUCCUUCAAGUUUCAUUGCUUGGAGGCAAGUUGAGUGCAGGUAAUGUCUUGGGUCCAUUGGCAAAACUUGACCUGUUUGGAUAUGGAAGGCAGCUACGGGUAGCACUCGAGAAAUUUGAUCGGUUGGUAGAAAGGAUUAUCAAGGAGCAUGAAGAGAAGGAGAUGAAAGGGACUGAAAGAUCAGAAGGAAUGGAUUUAAUGGAUAUUUUAUUAGAAAUUUCUCGAGACCCAAAUGCAGAAAUGAAGUUAACUAGAAAGGAAAUCAAGGCUUUCUUCCUACGAGACCCAAAUCUAUGGACAGAUCCAGAAGAAUUCAUACCAGAGAGGUUUAUGGUAAAACUCAACACGAAUUCUUCACAAAUGGAAAUGAAAGGGCAAAAUUUCAAUUUUCUUCCUUUUGGGAGUGGACGCCGAGGAUGUCCCGGUGCAACACUCGCCUUAGCGGUGGUUGAAUCAUCUGUUGCAGUCUUGGUCCAAUGCUUUGAUUGGAAAGCCAAAGAUGGAGAAAAGAUUGAUAUGCAGGAGGGUUCAGGAUUCAGCAUGGGAAUGGCAAAAUCACUUUUCUACACUUGGCUGAAUUCUUCUGCACUCCGUUGCCAACAACAAGCAUUUUCUCAUCUGCAAUCUUCUUAUUCUUCAGAAAUGGCAAAAGUAAGCAUCUCCAAGGCCAUUAUGGUUGUCUAUGUGGUGGCUGUCUUCAUGGCAGCUACUAAUGUAUCAGUACAGGCGGAAGCCCCAGCCCCAGCACCAUCAACGGACACUGGAGCAGGAUUCUCUCUCCCAGUUUCUAGUGCUGUUAUUGCAAUCUCUCUUGUCAUAUCAUGUAGUUCUCUUCUGAAGCAUUGA
Dovyalis caffra is the source of this 1488-nucleotide messenger RNA. The record is from the annotation of a GenBank genome assembly. Lineage: Eukaryota; Viridiplantae; Streptophyta; Magnoliopsida; Malpighiales; Salicaceae.